Emericellopsis atlantica is the source of this 1417-nucleotide messenger RNA. Its product is annotated as Pyruvate/Phosphoenolpyruvate kinase-like domain-containing protein. Gene Ontology annotation, molecular function: catalytic activity. The coding region runs from base 216 to 1124 and encodes 302 amino acids. The record is from RefSeq and is a predicted model, not a curated record. Lineage: Eukaryota; Fungi; Ascomycota; Sordariomycetes; Hypocreales; Bionectriaceae. The transcript has a single exon.
GGAAUCCGGGAUGUCCAAGCCGGAGGGGUCCGAUCGGAGGUCCGGCGAGCUCGCCACGCGUCCGGUUCGGCACUUCAACAAGACGCUCCCCGCUUCCUCAAUUGACACCACACUCUGCAAGCACACAAUUAUAAGAUCCCAAUCUGCCUGAGAGUCUAGUACCGCAAUCUCUGCCCCAACAGUCUAUCCUCCAUACAAUCAGACCCUAGUUGACCAUGUCCUCGAAAGAAGCCCCCCCAUCGGCAGCCGCCAAGCUGCGCCAGAUGCUCAAAAAGAAGGACAUGAUCGUGGCACCCGGUGUCUACGACGGCUUCAGCGCCCGCAUCGCGCUCGAGGUCGGCUUCGACUGCCUCUACAUGACGGGCGCCGGCACGGUGGCGUCCAAGCUGGGCCAACCCGACUUGGGCCUCGCCACGCUCAACGACAUGCGCGAGCACGCCGAGAUGCUGGCCAACCUGGAUCCAUCGGUGCCGCUCAUCGCGGACGCGGACACGGGCUACGGGGGCCCCAACAUGGUGGCACGCACCGUGGCCCAGUACCACCGCUCGGGCGUGGCCGCCCUGCACAUUGAGGACCAGAUCCAGACCAAGCGGUGCGGUCACCUGGGCGGCAAGGCCGUCGUCGACGUGGACACGUUUGCGCAGAGGAUCGGGGCUGCCUACCAGACCCGUCGGCGUCUGGGGUCGGACAUUGUCAUCAUCGCGCGGACGGAUGCUCUCCAGACGCACGGCUUCGACGAGGCCAUGCGUCGUCUGCAGGCGGCCGUCCAGGCGGGUGCCGACGUGGCGUUUCUCGAGGGCGUCACGACGGCGGACGAGGCGCGCGAGGCGUGUCGGCUCCUUGCGCCGGUGCCGGUGCUGCUCAACAUGGUCGAGCACGGGGCGACACCGUCGUGGACGCCUGCCGAGGCCAAGGCGCUGGGGUUCAAGAUGAUCAUCUUUCCGUUUGCGUCGAUUGGGCCGGCGUACAAGGCGAUCAAGGAUGGGUUUGUCAAGCUCAAGGAGGAGGGCAGGACGGGGGUAGGGGGCGACUUCACGCCCAAGAAGCUGUUUACGGUUGUCGGGCUGGAGCAGGCCAUCAAGGUGGAUGCUGAGGCGGGCGGGAGUCUGUACGACAAGGUGUAGCGCGGGUGAGAUGGCAAGUAAAUGAUUGAUUGCAAAGCUCUUCACGUUGGAUGCUCAUUUCUAAAGGCACUUUCUACUUUUUUGGUGCUCGUGGUGUUACUCGGGUACGGAGGCCUCUGGCCAGGAGCCAUGGUUGAUGUCAAGUAGGAAGAGAGCAGAGUGAGGGCGCAGCCCAUGAAUCAGUAAGAUAGAUUACGAAUCAGUAUUACCAGAGUGCCGCUUCCCCGCGCAAAUGCACGUCAGCAGCUGAGCUUCUGCUUGGACACCAAUCUCACGGUCUCACCCCAGAGUCC